AUGCAUGAUGUGACUUGUCUAUUGCCUUUUCCAUUAGCAAAACAUGCAAUCGCCUGUAAUUGGGUUGAAAUCUUCCCAGAUCCCUGUCGACCAAUCAGUUGGUUCUAUCCAGUGCGGGAUGAGGGGUCCGCGGAACUGGGAACGUGGCUGCUUAGGGCCGGACUCCGUUUGGGCGAGUCGUGGUUCCCGGUCGACUGGGCGAACCCUGAUGAGAAGAUAAGUAAACCCAGGCCACGUGGCAAUAUUCACGGUUGCGCCCAGUCCACUGAAGCUCGUCAAUGA
Molecule: messenger RNA, 282 nt
Organism: Protopolystoma xenopodis
Lineage: Eukaryota; Metazoa; Platyhelminthes; Monogenea; Polystomatidea; Polystomatidae
Source: the annotation of a GenBank genome assembly